Messenger RNA from Lolium rigidum, 3321 nucleotides. RefSeq lists its product as uncharacterized. Gene Ontology annotation, molecular function: mRNA binding. Gene Ontology annotation, cellular component: cytosol. Lineage: Eukaryota; Viridiplantae; Streptophyta; Magnoliopsida; Poales; Poaceae. The record is from RefSeq and is a predicted model, not a curated record. The transcript has 2 exons. The coding region runs from base 1 to 2874 and encodes 957 amino acids.
AUGGGGUGCAACGGUGACCUGGCUGGCCAGCUGCAGGAGGAUGGUGGUCACGACGUGGGUGUCGCUGCUGCUGAACGCGAAGAAGGCAGUGAAGAAGAAGAGGAGCCGUUUGAGCGUGUGUUCUAUGAUGAUGAUGAUGACGGCGACAAUUGUGACGAGCCAGAAACACAACCUGUGGAUCCUUGUGAUGAUUAUCCUUUGCCAGAAGAGGAGGAGGAGGAGGAGGCUAGUGGAGAGGAACCUUGCGAUGACGCCGCUCCACCUGAUGGUCACGAUGCCAAUGAUGAGGAACCUUUUUAUUCUGAUGAGGAAGAAGACAGUGGCGAGGAGGACUUGUUUCAUGCUGAGCCUCUAACCGAUCCGGUGCGCAAUUCACAGAGAACUUGCAGGAAGCAGCUCCAUGAAGUGGAGCCAUACAAUGAUCUCGUGGCCAAUGAGCAUGAAUUUUUAAGCAAGAGAUUCAGUGUUGUGCAGGCUGUCAGGAAGGAACAGAAUAAGCAAGAGGCCCUAAAACAGGUGCUGAAAAAAGGCGGCAGUAAUGAGCAGAAGGUGGUACCAGUGACUGAUGAAAUGGAAGUGAAGCCGUUCAAGAAACGACUCUCUGUCAGGUUUGCUACUGAUGUCUCUUGUUACGCAUACGAUACUGAAAGUUUUGGUGCUGCCAAGUUGGAGAAAAGGAAAGCUCAGUUUGAUGACCUGGACAGCCAAUUGUGUAAAAGGCAGGAACACAUGCUCUCUUUGCCUCAGGACGGUGCCAAGCUGAAAGAGGUGGAUGACACUAACCUGUAUGUGGGUAACCUGCCAGCUACUAUGUCUUCUCACAAGCUCCUCGAGUUAUUUUUUCCUUUCGGACGAGUCGUUCGAUAUAAAGUUGUGGACGAUUGUUUCACUGGUAUAAGCCAGGGAUAUGGCUUUGUGAAGUAUGCUGAACCUGAUAGUGCCGCAUCCGCUAUUAGACGCAUGAACGGGCGCCUGGUUGAUGGAAAAACAAUAGAGGUUAGAGCAGCUGGUGUUCCACCGUCAGUACCCAAUCCAUCUAUGCACUCUGUGUCAGAAUCUUCCAGUCAGCUCUCAAAGGAAAUUGACACGAGUGACUUGUAUAUCGGCAACCUCCCCUUGUCCAUGGACGAGCUAAAGCUACUCGAGCAUUUUCUGCCUUUCGGGAAAGUAACUGGUAUAAAGGUACCCAGAGAUCACGCUACAGGUUUAAGCAAAGGAUAUGGCUUUGUGAAGUACUCUGAUUCUCAUCACGCAGCUAAGGCCAUCACCCAUUUGAAUGGAGUUCUGGUUGAGGGUAGAAAGAUGGAGGUUAGAGUGGCCGUCAGCUCUUCAACACUGUCAAAUUCAGCCGUGGGAUCACAGACCAAUACCAGAACCAUCAAGGAAAUCGACAUGGCCAAUCUAUAUGUCUGCAACAUUCAUGCAUCCAUUGACACAAAUAAGCUGGUUGAACUUUUCUUGCCAUUUGGUAAGAUCACCCAUGCGAGAGUAGCAGCAGAUCAGGGAACCUUUUCAGGUAAGGGAUAUGGCUUCGUCAGAUUUGCCGAUCCUCAGUGUGCUGCCCAGGCUAUUGCAGAGAUGAAUGGAGCACUGAUUGAAGGGGAGGCAUUAACUGUCAGAGUCGCAGGCCUUUCAUCAUCAGCAUCCAGCUCAGCUGUAGCACAAGGCUCUCCUCCAGAAAUCAACAAAUCUAGACUGUACGUCACGAACCUUCCACGGUCCAUGAAUGCCGAUAAGCUGGUUAGCCUUUUCGUGUCCUUUGGUCAGAUCAGCAAAGUCGUGAUAAACGUGGAGUACAGCCUUGUGUAUUACACAGAUGUAGCCUCAGCGAUCACAGCCGCCAAAAAUAUGGAUGGGUACCUGAUUGAUGGAAAGAGCCUAACAGUUAGGAGAUCGGACUUCUCUUGUUCAGCUCCAACCAAUGCAGCAGCAGCAGCAGACCAUGCUCUAUCAUACUCAGUUGGCAAGCCCAUGAAAGAAAUCGAUAUGGCCAAUUUGUUUGUUGGCAGGAUCUCACCAACAGUAACUACCGAUCAGUUGGUCGAGCUUUUCCGACCAUUUGGACAAGUUGUGCAAGCUAAGAUGUUUCAACAUAAAGGCUAUGGCAUGGUUAGGUAUGACAAUUCUUCGUCUGCUGCUGCUGCAAUCGAUCGUAUGGAUGGUUACCAAAUUGGAGGAAGUGCCCUGGUUGUGAGAGUAGCGGGCCUUCCUAAUCCUAAUGACUCCAGUGCCGCAACAAAUUCUCUAGCACCACUACAUAUGCCUGGCUAUGAGCAGAAACAAGUUGACUUGACCAACCUGUUCGUGUGCCGUCUACCACUUUACAUCACCACCGAGAAGCUGAUCGAAAUCUUCCUGCCAUGCGGCCAAAUUACUCAAGCAAGGGUAGUUGUUGAUCGAUACACUGGUGUGAGCAAGGGAUUCGGAUUUGUCAGAUUUGCUGAUACCUAUGGUGCUGCUGUGGCGCUCACUCACAUGAACGGUUACCCACUGGAGGGGCACAUCUUGGAGGUUAGAAUAGCCGGUGUCCAUCCGAGUGCUAUGACCAGCUACAUGACAUAUCUCUACUCCCAGUUGACAUACCCUGACCCCUCAACUAUGGCGGUUGGAGUACCAACAUCGUACUGGCCGUACUACUUUGCUGAAUCAGCAUACACUACCACCUCAGCCGAGAACCAGGGGCCUGCAGCUGAUGCUUCUUCUCAAGCCUCUCAGCAGGAAGGCUUGCCUAAAUCUAUGUCAGUCAGUUCAGUCACUGAGAAAGAUUGUUCUUCUGUGUCAAGCCAUGCCACCGACCCUUCUCAGCCACAGUCUUCAGCAGGUUGGGCUGGUCCACCUGGCUUCGAGCCCCAUGCCGUUCGUUCUCAGCCAUAGUCUUCAGUAGGAUGGGCUGGUCCGCCCGGCUUUGAGCCCCAUGCCGCCCCCAAGAAAGACCUGGACACUGUCAUGAAUCCUUCCCAGCCUUGCUCCAAGGUUCAUUUGGCACGGUCAGAAGGCGGUCAGAAAAGGUGUUCGAUUGUCUAGCGCCUUGAUCUAUUCCAUGAGACUUGUGGUGUACGGAGCUCUCGUCGUGGGAUGUUUCUUGGGCGAACAUCGUGCUUGAGUAGAUUUGAUAUUGCUUUUGGAAAAAAAGACCGUAUGCUAGUAUCAUUCGGUUUACCUAAGUACUUAACUAGUAGACUUGGGUAGUUGAGCUGGCUGGUAAAACAAUGCAGUGUAACUGUAAUAUAACCUGCUUAUGGCAUCUUUGCAUGGUUAUUGUUAUUUAUGAUGCCAACUGAUGACCUCCACUUCAGUUAAGAUGACUAAGGUUCCAUGCUA